Molecule: messenger RNA, 4145 nt
Organism: Erythranthe guttata (spotted monkey flower)
Lineage: Eukaryota; Viridiplantae; Streptophyta; Magnoliopsida; Lamiales; Phrymaceae
Product: nuclear pore complex protein NUP1
Biological process (GO): nuclear membrane organization; poly(A)+ mRNA export from nucleus
Cellular component (GO): nuclear envelope
Source: RefSeq, a predicted model, not a curated record
AGUAUCAUUCGUUCCCACAAUAAGCGAGCAUCGCUUUCUCUGUCCCCUGACCCAAAAAUAAAAACCCUAAUUCGCCUUCUGUCACAACCUCGACCUUUCGGAAUUGGACAAAUGUCGACGGCGGAAGACGGCGGAGCCACGGCCAAUGGCGCCUACUCUUCGUAUAGUGGUGGAGGAGCGGGAGGGAAGUUCCGGAAGAAGCCCUUCCGCAAACAAGCGACGACGCCGUACGAUCGCCCUACUACCGUUCUUCGCGGAAGCAGCAUCAACAACAACAAUAGCAGCAGCAGCAGCAGCAGCAGCAGCUGGUUGAAGAAGUUAGUGGUAGAACCCGCCUCCAAGCUCAUAUCCUAUGGGGCGGACCGAUUUUUCGGCUCUGUCUUUCGCGCACGCCUCCCUCCGCUACCGCCGCCUCAGCCACGAGAGGUAGACAAUGUGAGCGAUGCGGCUCAUGGGGCAGAUCUUAACAGGGUUCAAGGGGCCGAUCUUAACAGGGUUCAAGGGGUAGAUCUUAACAGGAUUCAAGGGGCAGAUCUUAACGGUCAAGAUGGUGCACAAGAACCCGCAGGUGGUGAUUGCAGCCAACCGUUAAAUAAUUCUAGCAGCAAUACUGUUUUUGAGCUUGAGCAUCUGCUGAAGCAGAAGACGUUCACCAGGUCUGAAAUUCUCCAUCUGACUGAGUUACUGCAAUCAAGAGCUGUUGAAAGGCCUGAUGGGGAUUCCAGCCUAAAAAAUGAAGAGGCUGCUUCAGAUUUUGGAAGGCAUCAACAAUUUACAAGUGUUCUUUUGGAAGAAAACAGCAACGGGGGGAUUAGAUCCUCUGCUGUCAUGUCAACUCCUAUUCCCAAAUCGAAAGCCAUUGAGUAUGGUGUUGAUUCACCAGCUGAACUUGCAAAAUCAUAUAUGGGAAGCAUGCCUUCAAAAGUCUCACCAUCAGUGCUAGGGAUGCGCGGUCAAGUUGCUAGAAAAGAUAUGCGUGGUGAUAUACCAUUUUUCUCGAAGUCACCUACCACAUCACUCUCUAAGAAAACUUCUACUCCCCUGGCUGCUCCAGAAAAUGGAUUUUUAACCCCACGAGCUCGAGGGAGAUCGGCUAUUUACAGCAUGGCUCGCACCCCAUAUUCCAGAGUUAAUCCAGCUUCAAAUCACAAGGGAAGUGGAAUCAACAGUAAUGGUUAUGCUAGACUGUCAAUGUCCUCAUCAUCGGUUGAUCUAGUGGAGAAUGAUGAAAAGUUCGAGUCCCAGCAAAUGACCUUAAAGCGCAGGAGUUCAGUCUUAGAUGAAGAAGUCGGCUCUGUUGGUCCCAUGCGGAGAAUCAGACAGAAGCCUAAUCUCUUAGCUCCUAGAAUUCAUCAUACUGCUCAUGGAGUGGGAAUUGGUUCUCAUGCAAAGCAGAAGCUUGUUGAAGAAAAUGAGAAUGAAAAUGUCUCGAGAACCAGUUAUGCUCAUGUUCCUUCCCAGUCCAGUGCGGUAGCUUCCAGAAUAUUGGAACACCUUGAAAAGUUGACCCCGAAGGAAAAAGCCUCAGAGUCCAAAAUAGUUGCUGUGCGGGAAAAAUCACCUUUGAAAUUGGCAUCUACUAUGCUUUCUGGACAGACUCUUAGGAAUAUGGAGAAUGUGGGUUCGUCUAAGUUGCAGCUGGAUGUUCAGGAUGAUCAUAAGCUGGGGGACAAGACUAAUGCCAAUUUAGUUGAUUCUCGCGAUUCUUCUUCCCGAAAGCAAGGAAAUGUAGAAGAAAAUGGGCAUAGAGAGUUUGUUGUUCCUUCUGACAUGUGGAACCCUGCAAUGAACAACGAUUCUUCCCCGUCCCUGAAAGCUUCGAGGCCCAUUAUGUCUACUGAUUCUGUUUUAACAAAUGGUACAUCUCAACCUCCUCAAAAGAAGAAAUCUUUUAGGAUGACUGCACAAGAGGAUGAUGAUGUGCACAGUAACUGGCUUGCAUCUAGACCUUCCUAUGAAGAGAAAAAAUCAAUGGAAUCCCCUCCCAAGGACAGCAAGUCUGCACCUUCUGAAGAACCCAAAGUGGUGAAAAUCACAACCCAGUCAGAAGAUAAGUCACCUUCGAGCCUUACCUCAAGUAAAACUGAACUUAGUCGUGGUGCGGUCACAUUUGGAGAAGGAAGUAGUUUCAGUGCAUUCUCAGCAUUAGAAGAAACUAGGGCUGCUUCCAAGUCAGCAGGUUUUUCUUUACCAGCUGCUCCAUCUGACAGACCUAAGGAAACAAAUGAUUCCCCUCCCUUAUUCAGCUUUAGCUCCAAAGUUGUUGAUAAGUUACCUUCAAUGCCGUUUGAAUCUGUUAAAACUCCAGAAGCUAAACUGGACAACUCCAGCAGCUUGGUUAAUGUUAACGCAUCGACUGUCUCUCAAACGGAAGUUCUUGCGUCGGACAAAGGUUUUCAUGUGAACCCUUCGAAGGCAGGGGAUAUAAAUGGAAAAUCUGAUUUUGCUCCUUCCGCAGCAUCAAAUGGUCCGCUUGUUUCGAAUCCUCCUCCAGUGUCAACUACUGCAGCUUCUCACAAUGAUGUGUCAAAUUUUGUCCCAGCUGUAGCCAGCACCACUUCAGCCAUCUCCAGUGGCAGCAUUUUUGGAUUUUCUGCAAAGCCUACUGAUCUAAGUGGUCCUGUUUUCAAAUUUGGUGCGUCUGUGGAUUUGCCAAAUGCAGCUUCACUAGCAUCAACAGCUAAUGUUACCGACGUAGUAGAUCCCAAUACCAAACCUAAAAUAGACGCUGGUUAUGGCAGCUCAAGCAGCCCACAUACCAAUCUCGCACCAUUUGGAGCAGCUAGCUCUGGAAGUAGCACGUUUGUAUUUGGUUCUUCGUCAAUCUUUGCAAAUACCAGUAAAUCUCCGGUGUCUGGUGCUGAAACUGCCUCGCAAGGUGCCUCUGUUCAGUUGGGUUCUUCUGCACCUGCACCGUUACCAUCAUUCAGUAUGAGUAGCAGCACUCCUUUUGGUUCCUCGCUGUCCAAUUCUCAGGUUUCCAAUCCGAACGGUAUUUUCGGUUUCAGUUCUGCUCCCACAUCGGAUACCAGCAAACUCGUCCCUGCUAGUGGGCCUUCACCGAGUUUAUUUAAAUUUGGUGCGAGUUCUACUCCUGCUUCAGAAGGAACUGCACCUAGCCUCAGCAGUGGUGCUACUCCUGGUAUGUUUGGUUUUGGUUUCGGUUCAUCUUCAGCCAAUGCAGUCGAUUCAAGCAGUGGUGCAGCUACUCCCCAGACAGUAACCAAUACUACUAGCUCAUACAGUAACGGCACUUCCGGUAUAUUUAAUUUUGGCGCGAGUUCUUCAGCUCCCUCCACAAUUAGCUCCAAUAGUACUCCGAAUUUCUUCGGCUCCAGUUGGCAAAAUCCAAAUCCAGCUACUUUCGGCUCGACAUUUGCUUCUUCAUCCCCAGCCACUGGGUUUUCGUUUAAUGCAUCAUCCACGCCCUCCGCUUCUACAAAUCCCGUUUUUUCAUUCACAACGGCCUCCGCUUCAGUCUUAUCUUCACCAUCUCAGAAUUUAUUCGGUAAUGCUCCAAGCACUGCUUUUGCAGCAGUCUCUCCAGGGAGCAAUGACCGUAUGAGUGCCGAAGACAGUAUGGCUGAGGAUCCUGUGCAGCAAUCUGCACCCUCCGUUUCUGUAUUUGGUCAACCGUCUCUCUCACCUUCCCCUCCGGGCUUCACAUUCGGGUCAACCGUUGCAUCCCAAGGCAACCCUUUCCCGUUCGGUGGUCAACAAAAUCUGCAGAACCCGUCUCCUUUUCAGACAUCGGGCAGUGCAGAAUUCAAUGCAGGUGGCGGCUUCUCAUUGGGCAGUGGAGGCGUCGAUAAGUCGGGUCGGAAGAUAUUGAGAAUCGGCAGGAGCAAGAACAGGAAGAAGUGAAGAUAAUUGGAAUUGUUAUUGGCUUGAAGAUAAGAGGCCAAGCCAGCAAGCUUCUAUGUGCUUUGUAUUGCUAUUGAAAUUUUUUGUUCUAUUUAGCAAAAUUUUGAAAGGCGAAAUAGUAGAGUCUCGAUUUUGAACAGUCUGUGUUGAUAUGAAAAAGAACCCCGAUUGGUGUUGUACGACUAGUUGUAAACCUGUGAUUCGGCUUGUUUGUGUAGUGUGUGUAACAUACGAGAGAAGUUAAUAAUUUCUUGAAAUGCGUCUGUCGAAUUUCAUGCGAA